UCGACUGUAUGUGUAAUGUGUAGUUGCAAUUUGUGACACGACUUCAAAAAAAAUCUUCGAAAAAAUAAUUCAAAGAUGGAUAAACGUCAUAUCAUGUUACCAUUAAACUCAGAUAUACGAUUAAAAACCAACCUUUAGAUAUCCUGACACGUGGACAAAUAAACAUUAUCUCCAAUACAGCCGUGCCUUCACUAGUACCGUCAAGUCUUGGUUUAAUGAGGCGAUGAGAACUCGCUAUGAAAAUGACAAACAAGAGUUUACGAUUGUGUAGUGAACGUUAAUUAUUAAAUGGACAAACAGAUAAACGUGUAUUUUUCUCCGUCGUCACGUAAAAAUAAUACAAUGUUAGCAGCUUCCAACAGAAAAUGGACAUAAAGUUCCAUAAUUUUAAAAUGAAUUGAAUCUCAUAAAGAAUUAUAUAGGUUAAAAGUCUGUAUCAUUUUACACUUAAAAGAAAAUGUAAAUUUUGUUUGAUUAUAUAUUAACUUUAUUCACAUGUACAAGAAGAAAUUUGUUCUCCGUACGCAAAUGAUAAUGAAUUAUUAUGUGAUACCAAUGAAUUAAGAAAGUGAACAAUGGACACACUGAAAGCAAAAAAUGUAUCAAGGAAAACAUUUAAUUUGUCAUUGGAAAGAAUCAGUAUUAAAUCUUUAAAACAUGAAAUAAAUAUUUACCAAGAGGUACUUAACUUUUUACCUCUGAAGAAAGCAUAUAUUCAUAAGUUGUGAUAAAUUUUUUAUAGAUAUUAUUCCUGAUAAAUAGAUCUUUUUCUUUUAAAUAACAAGGUAUAAAAUCUCAUAAUUUUUAAAUCUCUCUGAAAGAAUCAUAAAUUAUUUGCAUAACAAUAACAUAAAUAACAUAAAUCAUUAAUUAUAUCAAUUUGAAAAUUGAAAACAUGAAUUCACUUUAUAAUACCACAGACAAAAAGUUGUAUCAUAGAGGACAAAUUGAUGUAAUAGAUAUGCCAAUACAAUUAACUUGUAAUUACAAGUAUUUCCUUGUCUAUGAGGAUCAAGUAUCCAGAUUUGUUGUGUUGAAAGGUUUACAUGGAAACACAGCAAAUGAAGUAGCUGUGAAACUGUUAGACAUACUGGCUAUUAUCGGAGCACCACAGGUCUUACAAAGCAGCAAUGGACGCAAAUUUGCUGAAGAAGUUGUGCAAGAGAUACGUCUUUUGUGGAAAGAUUUCAUGAUACUUCAUGGAGAAAUCACUGAGAACAGUGAACAGAGUAGAGAUUUUAAAACCUUACUUGAAUGUUGGGUAGAAGAAAAUCCAACGAAAACAUGGUACGAAGCUUUGAAACAUAUACAAAUUUUUCAGAAUUCAACAUUUCGUUGUGAAAAUGGAAAAAUUCCAUAUGAUAUAUUAUUUGGGAAAAAUGUACAUGAAGAAUUCCAAAAACAAACUAAUCUAAUAAAUUUAAGAGAUAAUGUAUGGACAGAAGAAGAAUGGAUUAGCCUCUUACCCAACAAAGAAGAUGAAGUUAAGGAAGAAGAUAUGCAGCAGCUUAUAGAUGAGCCUACCUUUGCAAACAGAGAUGUAGAUAGCUUAAAUGAUUGUGAGAGUGAAGAUUCUUGCAAUGAAGUCAGGGGUGAAUUUCAAAGAAGCACUCCUGGUUUUAAUUUUGUGAAUGUUAAGAGUGAACCUUUGAACAUGCAUACAGAAGAUUCAGUAUUUGAGGAUGAAUUGGGAAUAGAUGACAAGGCAUCAAAUGCGGAGAAUCAAAUCAAUUUAAAAUGUAAAAUCUGCAAGAAACAAUACAUGAAACCUGGCCACUUAAGAAAUCAUAUGAGAACACAUAUAAAGGGGAAAAAAUUCGAAUGUAAACUAUGCAACAAAACAUUUCAUGUUCUAAGCUUAUAUGAAAAACAUAUGAGACAAUCUCAUAGACAAAGUAAAUUAUCCAGUCUGACCAGAAGUAGAAGAAGUAAAGACUCUCAAGAUGAAACAACAUUAGACACGAAAGCAUCUAAAUUAAGAAAUUUCUCACAAUUAAAUGUCAAUGAAACACAAUCAAAUGAAGCAAAUGAUUGUAAAGAGGCAACAAAGAGUUUAAGUCUCCUCAAGGAAAGGAAGAAAAUUGCUGCAGACAAUCGUCCAAUGAAAAUAAAUGGAGAUCCAACUUUGGAAUGUUCAUAUUGUAAUCAAAAGUUUAACUUUCCUAGUGUAUUAAAAAGGCAUAUGCGAUCUCACACAAACGAAAGACCCUACAUUUGUUUAAUUUGUAAUAAGAGUUUUAAGCAAUUGGGCCACCUUAGCCAACAUUCAUUAACGCAUAAAGAUUAUCGGUCUUUCCAUUGUGCGGUUUGCGGUGUGAAAUUCGACUCUUUAGGUUCGCUGAAGAUCCAUGCUCAAUCGCAUAAAGGACAUUACAUUUCAAAAACUAAAGAGACUUUCCGUUUGUUCGAAUGUGAUAACUGUAAAAAAGUGUUUACCACCAAAAGUGUUUUGGAACGACACAUACUUACUCAUUCUCAUGAACGUCAAUUCCCAUGCAUCAUUUGUGGGAAAAGAUUCAAACAAGCGGGACACGUAAAGUCUCACAUGUUGGUACACACGGGAGAACGAAAAUUCGAAUGUUCGGUCUGCAAAAAGAGAUUUAGCCUUUCGAAUUCUUUGAAGAAACACAUGUAUGUUCACAAUGGAGAAAAACCUUAUCAAUGCGAUGUAUGUGGUGCACGGUUUCUUGAAAAAAGAAAUCUAAACGGGCAUCUAAUGACUCAUACGAACGAGCGUCCGUUCCGCUGUAAAAUUUGCGGAAAAAGAUAUACUUUAGCCGAUACUUUGCGUCGGCAUAUAAGUGCUGCACAUGAAGAUGGACGCACUUAUCAGUGCGAGAUUUGUGCAAAAAUGUUCAAGCAGCUCGCUCAUCUGUCCGUUCAUAAAAAGGUACACAACGACGAACGCCCAUUUCAGUGUCAUUUAUGCGAGAAAAAUUUUAAACAUAAAAAUGUGCUUAAAUCUCACUUGGCCAUUCAUGCAAAUGUAAGGCCAUUUGAAUGCGAUGUAUGCAAAGCUACGUUUGUAAGGAAAACAAAUUUGCAAACCCACAUUGCAUCAGCUCAUAUGAACGAAAGACCAUACGUUUGUACUAUUUGUGGAAAACGGUUCAAACAGAUUAGUCACUUAAACGGUCAUGUAGUAGUGCAUAGCAAUUUAAUGCCUUAUCAAUGCGAUUUCUGUGAUCGACGAUGUAAUAGACUCGAUAAUCUAAAGAAACAUAUGCGUCUUCAUACGAAAAAUAAAGAGUAAACAGUGUAAAGUAA
This is a messenger RNA of Bombus pyrosoma, 3267 nucleotides long. Its product is annotated as zinc finger protein 708-like. The transcript is spliced from 4 exons. Gene Ontology annotation, molecular function: RNA polymerase II transcription regulatory region sequence-specific DNA binding; DNA-binding transcription factor activity, RNA polymerase II-specific. Gene Ontology annotation, cellular component: nucleus. Gene Ontology annotation, biological process: DNA integration; regulation of transcription by RNA polymerase II. The coding region runs from base 896 to 3253 and encodes 785 amino acids. The record is from RefSeq and is a predicted model, not a curated record. Lineage: Eukaryota; Metazoa; Arthropoda; Insecta; Hymenoptera; Apidae.